AUGGAUUCGUCUGCCCCUAGGUUCGCCAACAUUGGUUUCGCGGGCAUUCUCGACGCCGACCCGCGACCGGUAUUCAUCGUUGCCAAACCCACCGCGAACAAAUCAUCCAUACGAGACAUCGUCUACAAGAACAGAGCACUGGCGAAUAGCUCAACGCUUUCGGAAGCGAUAUUCAACCUUACGAACAAUGACGGACACGUACCGUUCUGGGACUGGGUGCUCACGCCUCAGCCGUCGCAGUCUUCUGACCACGACCGUUGUAUAACAUACAUGGGUGUCUAUUGGACAAGGACCAUGCUGCUGGACAAAUGGAUCGUCAUGAGCGGGAAUGACUCACCUCCUUGCUUGGAGCCCCCGCGCAAGCUCAGGGCCGAGGGCAAAGGCAGAUCACUAUCCAAUGCACCAGAGGACGACACCACAAGCGUCGUUGAUUUUGCCACGCCGCCCAGGGAACCACACGAAUCCAAGGUGACCAAGGUCUUCCGCGCAGAAGCCGAUCCUGGCCUCCAACCACCUGAUUUCACGCCCGACCCGGAACCGUUCCUGCACGUUAUCCAGAGUGUGGACUGGGAGUCGCAUAAGUUGGGACCUAUGGAUGAGUGGCCAGCGGGUCUGCAACAGGCAUUCCAUCAGACGAUCCCGGACUCGAGAGCGAUUGCCACGUACUGGGGCCCCAAGUAUCGGGCGAUCUAUAACGAGGCAUUCUCCAAGUUCUGCGGCUCGAUGCAUCCAAGGUUACUGGGCGAGCCUGUUCUGGAGAGUUGGGGUCACUUGAAGGAAGAUCUCGACAACCUGUGGAACGCACCGCCGAGCAAACGAGGCAAGAAGAUUGAGGAUGAGUCGCGCUUCUUCAUAGAGAAGGAGGAUGGGCAUCUGGAGGAGACCUACGUCAAGUGGUCAUUGCAACCCAUUGUGGAGAACCGCAAGGUGGUCGGGAUCCAGCACUGGCUACUCGAGACCACUUCCAUGAGGUUAUGGGAAAGGCGAAUGAAGAUGCUUGUGGAUUUGGGCAACACUCUAGUCCUCGCCAGAGAUGUGAAGUCGUACUGGCAGCGGAUAUUGGAAGAAAUUGAGCGUUGGGAUGAGCAUGAUGUGCCACUGGCAUUCGUCUACUCAGUGGACGAAGACGACGAUGCGGCAUCUUCAAAUUCCCGGUACGAUUGCCCAAAGACAUGUCACCUGGCCGGCUCACUGGGCGUUCCCAAGAAUCACCCGAUCGCGCCGGAAACAUUGGAGCUACGAGACACGAACGAGGGACUGUCGCCCAUCUUCCGCGAGGCGCUGCACGCGCAGAUUGCGCUCCUGGUGCAGACCAAAGACGACAGCUUACCUGAAAGGCUGCUGGCUGGCCUGGAGUGGCGAGGCUUUGGCGAUCCGUGCGAUGCCGCGGUCAUUCUGCCCAUCAGGCCGACACAAGAUGAAGCUCUAAUGGGAAUAUUGUUCCUGGGCCUGAAUCCCCGACGGCCGUACGACAACGAGUACAGGCAGUUCAUCUCGCUUCUGAACCAGAAGCUCACAAGCUCACUCGCAUCGACCAUUCUUCUCGAAGAGGAAGCGCGGCGCGGACGCAAUGCAGCUUCGCAGGCCGCCUACAACACAGCCAUGCUCCAGAAGAAGCUUGCAUGGCAGACUGAGCAGGCUCAUAAGUCUACUCAGAAUUUUAUGGCUGUUUCAGAAUUCAUUCCCGUGGGCAUGUCAUUUGUGGACAACAAGGGCAACGUAACCUUUGCGAAUGAGACGUGGCACCGACUCACGCGGUACCCCGAGGGCUGCGUUGACCAAAUGGCGCUGCUCGAUUGCGUGAUCCCGGAGGACAAGCCGAAGAUUAUGCAGGCCUACAGAGACCUUGAAAGAGUCGACGUGACGUCGUUCGAGUUUCGCAUCCCACGCGGCGGCGACGAUGGCAUGCCGUCGCCCUACGACGACCGCGUUGGACGACACAUCCUGGCGUCUGCCAAGGUCGAGCGGGAUGACACGGGCGCUGUGCUGCGCAUGCUGACAUGUCUGAUGGAUGUGACGGAGCAGAAGAACACGGCCGAGGAGGCAGUACGGAGGGCGCAGGAGGCCGAGAAUCUCAAGCGUCUAGCAGAGUUUGCCACCGUCGGAAUGUACGACGUCAGCCUCGACGGACGACUGCUCAGCGCAAACGACUCCUUUUGGGAGCUCAGCGGACUGCCCAAGGUGGACCCCACCAAGUCCUAUGUCGAGCCGUGGAAGCUCUGUGUGGUGGAGGAGGACUUGCCGGUGGUCAAGGCGAGUCUGGACAGGCUGAGGACGUCGGGGCGGUCGCAGAGUGCGGACAUUCGGCUCAAGACGACCUGGACGGCGGAGGACAAUAGCGGCAAUGCCAUUGCGGCAGCCCGGUCGGUGUCGGCGUCCUUCAUGCCUGUCACGAGCUCGGAGGGCGUGAUCCAGUCGUUCACGGGCUGCAUCAGCGACGUGUCGAUGCAAAAGUGGCAGCUGGAGCAGGAGAAGAAGCGCAAGGAGGAGGCGAUUGAGUCGAAGCGACAGCAAGAGAACUUUAUCGACAUGACAUCGCACGAGAUGCGCAACCCGCUGAGCGCCAUUGUUCACUGCACGGACGCGAUCAUUGCGUCGCUGUCGAGAAUUGAGGAGCUGGAAGGGGUGACUACGCCUGUACCGGCCGGGACGAACGCUGCCGACUCUCUCAUGCUGGCACAACAGGCCGAGAGGAGAGAGGUGGAGGAGGCCAAGAAGGCGGAAGCCAAAAAGCUGCUGCGCGAUGCCAUUGAUCACGCCGAGACCAUCGAGACAUGUGCUCAGCACCAGAAGCGCAUUGUCGACGACAUUCUCACCAUGUCAAAGCUCGACUCGAAGCUCUUGGCCGUGACGCCCUGCACUGUCAACCCAAUCAACAUUGUCACGGACGCGCUCAAAAUGUUCGAGGUAGAAGCACGUCGUGUGGACAUUGUCCUCACGUCCGUCGUGGAUCCAUCCUACACAGCGCUCGGGCAUGAGUACCUCGACCUGGACCCAUCACGCGUCAAGCAGGUGCUCAUCAAUCUCCUUACCAACGCGCUCAAAUUCACCAAGACGGGCAAUGUCCGAAACGUGACCAUAUACUGCAAAGGAUCCAGGGAGCCGCCGGGCGGCGAGAUGACGACGGCCGAGUUCAUCCCGCGCUUCAAGGAGCCGGCGGACGAGUACGAGCAGCCGGCGCUGAAGAACCGCACGGACCCGGUGUAUCUGCUCUUCGAGGUCAAGGACACGGGUCAGGGUCUGAGUGCGGAGGAGCGCAGCAGCCUGUUCAACAAGUUUGUGCAGGCCAGCGCCAAGACCCACGUCAAGUAUGGCGGAUCCGGUCUCGGGCUGUUCAUCUCGCGGCGUCUGACGGAGCUGCAGAACGGGGCGAUUGGUGUGUCGAGCCAGCAGGGCGUCGGGUCGACGUUUGCGUUCUACGUCGAGUCCUACGUGCCGAGCGAGACGGCGCUCAAGGACGCGCAGGCGGCCGCGGCUGCGGCAAGAAUCGUGGCCAGCUCGUUGGGCGUCAAUGGCGAGCCCGACUCGAGCUCCGAGGCUACCGGAUGGAAACGCGGCCUACUCUCGAGCCAGCGCAUGCCGCGACGACUGCGUCCCGGCGCCAGCAACGCGCGCCUGGACGGUAUUCUGGUGGUCGAGGACAAUCUGAUCAACCAACACAUUACGCGGCGCAGCCUGUCGAAGAGGGGCUACUCGGUGGACGUGGCGAACCAUGGCAUCGAGGCUCUCGAGAAACUGCGCAAAUCACUGGUCGGACUCACGAUUGGGACGCAAACCAACAGCAACGGAGGUGGCGAUGUUGAAGCGCCGGGUAGUCCUGAUGCGCAGGGCCAGCAGCAGCAACCGAUACUGAUCAACGUUGUGUUGAUGGAUGUGGAAAUGCCAGUGCAGGAUGGACUGACAUGUACGCGGCACAUUCGCGAGCUCGAGGCGCAGGGCGAGGUGCUGUGCGCGUCAGGAGGCAGGGUGCCCAUCAUCGCGGUGACGGCCAACGCGCGACCGGAGCAGGUGACGGAGGCGAAGCAGGCCGGGUGCGACGACGUGCUGGUCAAGCCGUAUAAGAUGCCCGUGUUAAUAGAGAUGAUGCAGGUUGUGGUGCGACGCAUCGGGUCGUCGAGCCCAAGCUCGUCGGCGAGUGGAGGCGCAUGA
This is a messenger RNA of Emericellopsis cladophorae, 4149 nucleotides long. Its product is annotated as Hybrid signal transduction histidine kinase K-like protein. The transcript has a single exon. Gene Ontology annotation, molecular function: phosphorelay sensor kinase activity. The coding region runs from base 1 to 4149 and encodes 1382 amino acids. Gene Ontology annotation, biological process: phosphorelay signal transduction system; phosphorylation. Lineage: Eukaryota; Fungi; Ascomycota; Sordariomycetes; Hypocreales; Bionectriaceae. The record is from RefSeq and is a predicted model, not a curated record.